This is a messenger RNA of Paramecium tetraurelia, 263 nucleotides long. RefSeq lists its product as uncharacterized. The record is from RefSeq and is a predicted model, not a curated record. The transcript has 3 exons. NCBI's taxonomy places the organism in Eukaryota, Ciliophora, Oligohymenophorea, Peniculida, Parameciidae.
AUGUGUAUCGAAUUUGCUUUCAAGAGAGGUGGAAUUACACUCAUCAGGAAUUUCAUUCAUUCAGCCGAAGGAGUCAAGAAUGGACUUCCAACUGCUGUUCAAAACAGAUUAUCCAUUAAUUACAAACUCAGAACAUACACUCAAGGAAAAGUCACUGAUGUCAGAUUUAUCACUGAUCCAGUUGCAGGAUAUUAAGCCAAAGGAGACAAGAAAUGAUUUAUAAUCAAAACAAACAAAAUAAUUUACGAUUUCAUAGCAUAUUA